AUGUUGACCAGCCAUCUCUUUUCGGUCUACUCUCGUCAUUCGUCGCACAAUGGCCUGAAUUUGGUUCGAAUCACACCCCCCUUUUUAACGCCGUUCUAUUCUAUUGCUUGGCUUGCUGGGGAGGGGAAGAAGUAA
This is a messenger RNA of Colletotrichum truncatum, 135 nucleotides long. NCBI's taxonomy places the organism in Eukaryota, Fungi, Ascomycota, Sordariomycetes, Glomerellales, Glomerellaceae. The record is from RefSeq and is a predicted model, not a curated record.